CGCAAAAUUACAUUGGGAAAAUGAUAAAAAAAUAAAACCCAGAAUAUAAUGGUCGCUAGAUGAUAUCUACUUUUAACCAAUGUUUUAGAUACCACACCUUAUUGGCCGAUCAGAGUGAAAAAACCGGAUACCAGUUACAGAUGGUUGAUGAUUAUACCGAUCUGAGCAUUUGAACAAAGGUCAAACUACGAUUUAAUACAAAGUACACUAUCACUAACUUUCUGGUAUAAAUCCAAUAUGAUCUGUCCCAUACACGAUCUGAAGUACAUCUGAAAAUCAUGAACCAAAUUUGCUUCUUCUUUUACCACUUCGGCUAGAUCCCAAGUGCUGAUCACAUCAGGAUAAAGUUUAGAAUAGGACAAAUCUUCACCCCCUUCCUUCAUAUAUUACAUCACCGCCAGCCUUUGUAAAGUUGCCUCUAACAUGAAAAAUCAUUGUGGGACUGGGAUUAUCCAUUCUUGACCCUACAGAUAAGUUUUCAACCAUAAAUUACACACCCACCAACUUAAAACAAUAAAGUAUUUAUAAGGGGAAAUUAAAGUAAAACUUUACCUACGGCUACAGGUGAGAACUAAAGCAAAAGAUGUCAAAUUACAAAAUCAAUAUUUAAACCCUAGGUUGUCGUUUCUACAAGUCAAAACAAUGAAUUUUAAAAGCAGCAGCUUACCUUAGGUUGUCGUCUUCUACAGCUUAGAAUGACAUAAUAGGGUUUAGGGUCCCACUAUGAUUUCUCGGAAAAGUCGGACGGACGGAAUGUGGCUAGGGCAGGAGAUAAUAAAUAUACGGAGGCUGAAUUUGCCGUCGUCGGGUGGACGACGACAAGGGGAUGGCGACAAUGGAAUCGGGAGGAAGAUGGGACGUGAACGGGAACGGGAACGGGAAUGGGGAUGCAAGCAGAUGGUUGAUUUCCCGAAAUCAAGCUGGAGAGAAACUGAAAAGGUUUAAGAUAAAGAGAGGGGCAUUUUCGACACUUCCCCUUCUAUUAGGUCGCCCAAACCGUGGUUUGAUCCCGGUUAACGGUUUUCAGCCGCUAAUUAUAACGGAGGGGCAUAUUUGAUGAUGGAUUUAUACUACAGGGGCAAGUUUGAUAAUAGAAAUAGUAAGGGGCAUGUUUGAUAAAAGUGCAUAGUAUAGAGACAUAUUAUACCUAUAACCCAAUAUUAUAUCAAAAUAACAUGUCAUACUUAAAUCCAACAUAUAGUGAAAAUUCAAACACACUUAUAUAACAUCAUUAUUCAAAUGUGCAACUUAAAAUUUGAAAGAUUGGGUUAGACAAAAAAGGGUAACAGGAAAUUAGACGCAUUUUUCAAAUUAAAGGAAAAACAAAGCGGGUCAACCCAAAGUUUGAAAAUAGGUCAAUAAAAAUGAGAAAGAAACAAAGCCUAAAUAAAAUUAAUAUUUUAAA
This is a messenger RNA of Linum trigynum, 1405 nucleotides long. NCBI's taxonomy places the organism in Eukaryota, Viridiplantae, Streptophyta, Magnoliopsida, Malpighiales, Linaceae. The record is from the annotation of a GenBank genome assembly.